UAUUGGCUUGGAGGGCUUGUGGACGAAAUUAAAAAACGUUUCAACUGGUCUCUCGGCAGAUUGUUUGCUGCUGGCUUUUCAAUUAAUAUUGCUCUUAGUUGUGUGUUCCGAGUUCUGGCCCAUUAACAGUUGUAAGAUGGGGGACCAUGCUGAGUUCCAGAUCACCCCCGAGACUCCAGGCAGGCCCUCCAUUAGAAACCCCUUUGAAAGUCCAAAUGACUACCACCACCUCCGCGAACCGCUGGUGCCAAGUCCAUCUGUAUUCAAGUCCUUGCCUUGUAAAACUACUCCAUCUAAGUUUAACUGGUCUAUUGAUGAAAUGGCCAGUCUCCUACCAGUGCACAUAGACGCAGAGGAAAUCCAGCGACAAUCUUUUUAUUUCAGCCAGACAAGGAUGGAUUCUGACAUUGAGGAAAAACGUCAAAAUGCUAUUGAGCAGUUUUUCACCAAAGGAAUUAUUGUCCCUUCCCCCUGGGCGGCACCAGAGACUCGUAAAGCCCCUCAGAUUUCUAAGAAGAGUUCUAUGUCUGCAAUGAUUGCAGAGGAGCCAGAAAAAAAUUCAGUUGGAUGUCAGACAACCCUUACGUUGCCAUUGGCUUUUGAUUUGGAGAAAGUACUAGGUGAAUAUUGCCGUUAUGAAGAAGCAUGCGAUCCAGUGCAGGAGAGCCUUAGCAGCUCCUCCUUACGACGAAAACUCUUCCUUGAUGGCCAAAGUAGUUAUAGUGGCUCAGACAGCUCGCGCCCUCCAAGCCCAGAGAGAAGCAAUGCCGAUCAGGAAAAUCCAUCUCUCAAGAGAGGAGAUGGAGCUGUAGGAGGCAUUGAAGGUUCUGAGGGAGAAGCUGUCUCGUCUAUCUUUUCCUCCCCUUUGGCCUGUGGUGUGUCUGCUCCAACGCCCUCUACGGGUCAGUUCUCAUCAAGUCCCAUCCAGAAUGGAUACUUCCGGGACUGCAGCCUUGGCAGCAUUGGUAGUCCUCUGUUCCCUGAUAGGUCCUCUCCUGCUGGCCUCAUCUCUCCCACAGUUUCUCCUAUUGUUGCACAUGCAACACGCACACCUGUUGGCUCAGCUGAGAAGAACCAGGUGAGCAGUUUGACCCCACAUGGUGCUCCCCUGGACAUGGUCACUUCCUGCAACGAGAGUCCAUUUGUUGAGGGUUGUUCUCCCAUUCGUAGCUGCUCCCCGUACCAGCUCUAUUGCCACAAUGAACCCCAGCGCAGUUCUAGACCCAAGCCGAGACCUAGAGGCCGCUGCUGGGCUUCCCCUCCCCUCAUCUCCCCAAUCCUCAACCCUAAGCUCCCAGACAAUGAGGUAGCUGAAGAACACCUCCCCUCUGCCACUUGCUCUUCUCUUCCCCCUAUGGAACUAGAUCCAUCUUCACUGCUGGCACAAGACUCUCACCCCAUUAAUACUGAGAGAGUUAGCCUGGAUCCUAUGGAACCUGUGAAAAUGGAGGAAAGCAAGGAGACAGAAAAUCAAAGGAGGAUUGAGUAUGAAGAGGAUGAUGGUGGGCAGCUGACCAGCUCUCGUAUGGGCAAUGCAUCAGUAACAGAAAGCUCUCACAUGUUUGUGUCUCUCCUGGCAGACGGAAGCAGCAUACGUUACGAUUCUAGCAUGCAGGUGGACAGCGGUUAUAACACUACCUCAGCGGUCAGUCUUAUUGAUGGCCUCAACAAAGAGUAUGACAGCAAAGAGUCCUUCACUUCAAACAUGACAGAAGAGGCCUUCCAGGUCACUCGACACACUAAAGUAAAGGUGUUUUUUCCUCAGCACUGACCACCACUUGAUACAUGGAAUUAAAGGGAUCCCUCUUCUAGUGGAAACAUUCCCUGAUUAUUUUGCAAUCAAAUACAACAAGGCUUACACUGUCCGAAGCAUUUAUGGUAUAUUUAUUUGGUUAGAUUGAAUGGUGUUAACAGUUAUGAGGUAUGAAUACAACCAUGGGGUUUCACAAGUGGUUAUUCUUUUUUUAAGGUUCAAGUUACUAGACUGGAAGCAGAGUUUCUUUUAUCACAGGUUAUCAAAGGGAAGUCUAAUUCAGACUGAAAGCUGUACUUUUGGAUCCAGCGUAAAACUAUCAAGUCUUUAUCGAGCUUGCACAACAACAACCUUCAUGAAUGCUGUAUUGUUAUUUGGUGUUCAAUACAUCUUGACUUUUGGAUGACAUCAGAUCUGAACUGUAAUUAUGAUUUUUUAUGAAACUUUAUCAUGGUGUUUUGAUAUUAGGAGUUGUUUUUAAUUCCACAGUCUGCACUGAAUAAUGCCACUAAUGAAUUAAAAGCCGACUGAGCCUUUUAUUUUUUUUGCCAUGUUUCUAAAAGUUAAAUUCAAUUGCUGGAUUGUUACAUUAAAUUGUAUUUAAUUUUUGACU
Molecule: messenger RNA, 2366 nt
Organism: Archocentrus centrarchus (flier cichlid)
Lineage: Eukaryota; Metazoa; Chordata; Actinopteri; Cichliformes; Cichlidae
Gene: bora
Product: bora aurora kinase A activator
Exons: 12
Coding region: 137-1771 (544 amino acids)
Biological process (GO): activation of protein kinase activity; regulation of mitotic nuclear division; regulation of mitotic spindle organization
Cellular component (GO): cytoplasm; nucleus
Molecular function (GO): protein kinase binding
Source: RefSeq, a predicted model, not a curated record